This is a messenger RNA of Spodoptera exigua (beet armyworm), 2503 nucleotides long. NCBI's taxonomy places the organism in Eukaryota, Metazoa, Arthropoda, Insecta, Lepidoptera, Noctuidae. The record is from the annotation of a GenBank genome assembly.
AUAAAUAUUGCGAUAGUGAAAUAUUUGUGACCAAGCUAGCCGUGGAUAAUCUCAUUACUUGUGUAAAUGAGAGUAACGAUGUGUUAUCGCAACAACAAAUGAACAGUGAUCAAAUCUUCUUUAAUUGUGUAGUAUUUCGUUGGUACAAAAUAUUGUAGCCGCAAUGAUGAAGAGUACGUUACCUAAGGACAAACCUGGCAAAAUGAGGAUCCGAGCAUUCCCAAUGACUAUGGAUGAGAAGUAUGUGGAGAGCAUAUGGAGUUUACUAAAGAAUGCGAUACAGGAAAUACAAAAGAAGAACAACUCGGGUCUAUCCUUUGAGGAACUUUAUCGCAAUGCUUAUACCAUGGUCCUCCACAAACAUGGUGAAAGACUUUACACUGGAUUGAAAGAAGUGGUCACUCAACAUCUCGAGACAAAGGUCAGGGAAGAUGUCCUGCACUCAUUACACAAUGGAUUCCUUCAGACCCUCAACAAUGCUUGGACAGACCAUCAAACUAGUAUGGUCAUGAUCCGAGACAUACUAAUGUACAUGGACAGGGUAUAUGUACAACAAAAUGAGGUGGACAAUGUUUACAAUCUGGGACUUAUUAUAUUUAGAGACCAGGUUGUUCGUUAUGGGUGCAUCCGUGACCACCUACGUCAGACACUGCUAGAGCUAGUGGCCCGCGAACGUCGUGGUGAAGUAGUAGACCGGCUGGCGAUACGCAACGCUUGCCAGAUGCUCAUGGUGCUCGGCAUCAACUCACGCGCCGUUUACGAGGAAGAUUUUGAGAAGCCGUUCCUGCAUCAGUCUUCCGAGUUUUACAGGAUGGAAUCUCAAAAAUUCCUGGCGGAAAAUAGCGCAGCGGUUUACAUAAACCGUGUUGAGGCCCGCAUCGCUGAAGAAGCUGAGCGAGCUCGUCACUACCUGGACGAGAGCACCGAGCCACGCGUCGUCGCGGUCCUCGAACACGAGCUCAUCGAGCGACAUAUGAAGACCAUCGUUGAGAUGGAGAACUCGGGCGUGGUGCACAUGUUGAUGCACACGCGCACGCUGGAGCUGGCGUGCGUGUACAAGCUGCUGUCGCGGGUGGCGGAGGGGCUGCGCACCGUCGCCGACGCUGUCUCCGCGCAUCUGCGCGAGCAGGGCCGCGCCCUCGUCACCGACACGCACCACAACACUAACGCCAUCACAUUCGUGCAGAAUCUUCUCGACCUGAAGGAUAGAUUUGACCAUUUCCUUCAAAAUUCCUUUAACAAUGACAAGAUUUUCAAACACAUGAUUGCAUCCGACUUUGAAUACUUCCUCAACUUGAACAGCAAAUCUCCAGAGUUUUUAUCGCUGUUCAUUGAUGGGAAGCUAAAGAAGGGCGAAAAAGGCAUGAGUGAACAAGAAAUCGAAGCUGUGUUGGAUAAAACUAUGGUGUUGUUCAGAUUCUUGCAAGAGAAGGAUGUGUUCGAGCGUUACUACAAGCAGCACUUGGCUAAGCGAUUGUUACUCAACAAAUCCGUCUCCGAUGACAGUGAGAAGAAUAUGAUCUCGAAACUGAAGACUGAAUGCGGUUGUCAGUUUACAUCAAAGCUGGAAGGAAUGUUCAAAGACAUGACUGUCUCAAACACCAUAAUGGAAGAAUUCAAGGAACAUGUGAUGUCAUCCGGGAUCAACUUACAUGGUGUGGACCUCUCAGUGCGUGUCCUUACAACUGGCUUCUGGCCAACACAAAGCGCGACGCCCAAGUGCAACAUCCCAACAGCCCCGCGGAAUGCGUUUGAAGUUUUCAGAAGCUUCUACCUGGCGAAGCACUCGGGGCGGCAGUUGUCGCUGCAGCCCCAGCUGGGGUCCGCGGACCUGAACGCGACGUUCCGCGCGGCCGCGUCGUCCCCGCCGCGCUCUCCGCCCGCCCCCGCCGCGCCGCGCCGUCACAUCAUACAGGUCUCCACCUUCCAGAUGUGCGUCCUUCUACUGUUCAACAAGCGCGAACGACUCACUUAUGAGGAAAUACUCAACGAGACUGAUAUUCCGGAGAAAGAUCUGGUCCGGGCCCUGCAGUCGCUAGCGAUGGGGAAACCGACGCAGAGGGUGCUUAUCAAGCAACCGAAGACUAAAGAGAUAGAGCCAUCUCAUCAAUUCUACGUGAAUGAUGCCUUUACUUCUAAGUUACAUAGAGUUAAGAUCCAGACUGUAGCAGCUAAAGGCGAAUCUGAACCAGAGCGACGUGAAACACGUAACAAAGUAGAUGAAGACCGUAAACAUGAAAUUGAAGCAGCCAUCGUGCGUAUCAUGAAGGCCAGGAAGAAGAUGGCGCAUACGCUCUUGGUCGCCGAAGUAACAGAACAAUUACGUGCACGUUUCCUACCGUCGCCAGUGGUCAUCAAGAAACGCAUCGAAGGGCUCAUUGAACGAGAGUACCUCGCUCGCACGCCUGACGACCGCAAAGUCUACACUUACGUCGCAUAGGCCACCACAAACUCAAGAUCGUUAAGUCCUUGAAGGGGAUGCCAAGUUAGAAGUGAUAGAAGU